This is a messenger RNA of Vollenhovia emeryi, 5491 nucleotides long. RefSeq lists its product as uncharacterized. NCBI's taxonomy places the organism in Eukaryota, Metazoa, Arthropoda, Insecta, Hymenoptera, Formicidae. Bases 322 to 2175 code for a protein of 617 amino acids. Gene Ontology annotation, biological process: nuclear migration along microtubule. The transcript is spliced from 7 exons. Gene Ontology annotation, molecular function: lamin binding; actin filament binding. The record is from RefSeq and is a predicted model, not a curated record. Gene Ontology annotation, cellular component: nuclear membrane.
UCCGAACGCAGCGCAGCGGCCGCAACGCGCGCGCGCGGGCAAUCUACCGGCAUGUGCCGCGUGUUUCGUGACAGGAGGUUCGGAGCAUCGGAUGGAUUUGUCGACGGGACGACGAUCGUACAAGCCGCCGCCGCCGCCGCCGCCGCCGCCGCCGACUCCGCACCUGGCGUCGACGUGACGUUGCAAGGUCGCGCGCGGUUCCACGCUCCGCGCUAAACACGACCGUGGUCCUUGAGGUUAUGGUGUGCCUAGCCACUCGCUCGCUUGGCGGGAGACACGGCGCACGGUCGACCUCGCUACCCCACGGACUCUAGACACAACAUGGAGCCGGAGCGUAGCGCGGCGUUCGAUUCCGCGGUUAUGUGCGCUCCGAUUCUUUUGAUAAUCGCUACGUCGUUGACGAUCUGCUACAGGCUGAGAGCGAGAUUGGCGGUGAGGGUGAACUGCUGGUUCUGCAACAAGAACACGAAGGUCUGGAGGCAGCACUUGGACUGGUGGCUGUGUCCCUGGUGCGAGCAGUACAACGGCUUUUCCAAGAACGGUGAUUAUUCGUACGAUAUUCCGGAGCAGUAUGCAACGUCGAACGUUCGUACGAGAUACUGCAGCCCGUCCGAGGAUGGCGACGACUGUCGCGACCUCAGGGGUAAACUCUGUACGUACUGCAACAAGCGGGAGGGUCUGAAAUUGUUGGAACUGUCCAACUUUGAGCCCAAGAGCAAGAGGCUGUUCGACGCGGAGCUGAAGGCGUUUAAGAUGUAUCUGGAGGAAAGGUAUCCGCUGUGCGACAGCUGCAAGCUGACGGUGCGAGACGUGUUGCGCAGGCAGGCGGUGUGGCUGACGCGCUACAAGAUGCAGUUCUUCAGGCGGAAACCAAUCCGGACGCUCGUCGACAAUGCGAGGAAGUUGGAAAUGUUUUUCCGAGCUGUCUCGAUGAGCCUGGUCUCGAUGAUCGUCUGCAAUCACGACGUUGUCUGGCUGCCGAUCGGUGGACUGUUCUUUCACCUGUGCGCCUGUUGGGCGAGCUCAACGAGGAACAGAAGUUCCGACGUGUUGUUGAUCUUUUUGUGGCUCUGCAUCGUUACCCUCGUGUCCGUCAAGAGCCUGGCGACACUUCAAAACGCCUGGCUUACAGCGGGGCACAUAACGCAGUACCGCAUGGUAACGGUAUGCGCGCUUAUUACAGCUCUGCUGAGCCUAAAAUCAGGUAUAUACAAGAGUACGUUGACUGGCUCGCUGACGUUUAAGAAGAUCAGGUUGCGCUCGCGAGACACCGCCGCGCCGCAGCUUGCGUAUAACAGUCGAAGCGCAGACAGUAUCGUUCCAAGCGCAACGAACGGCAGUAUUAAAUCGUCGGGCUGUGCGACGAACGAAUUGUCUUCCACCGAGAUCAAGUUCAGCAAGUCGCAUUCAGCGAUAUUGAGACAGAAACUGUUUACGAUCACUGCUAACGGGGGUAGCAACGGUUACGUCGCCUCUCAGACUGAGAACAGUCCAUCGGACAAUUGCUGCUUGAACGACAGUUUGAGCACCCUGCUGCUGAGCGAGGAUUCGCCGCGGUGCGGCAGGAUCGCCAAGGUAGCGCCGAUUUUCGAGCGCCGAGUGUACAACGCGACGAGCUCCGAGAAUCUGUUCAGGAGGUCCGGCGGCGCGUACAGCAAGAGGAGGUGCAUCCUGUCGCCGCCGCGGCUGAGACCGGUGACGCAGACGUCGUGGGUGGCGGGCGGUUACUGGCAGGAGGACAUGAUGACCGCUAUGCCGCUGACGCUCUCGCGGUCGUCCAGCCAGAGCUCCGGCUUCGGGUCGGUCGGCUCCUCCAAUCUCGCGCCCUCCCGCGAACCGUCCGUGCACGAGUUCGACCGGUGCUCGGUUGUGUCGGAGGCCACGCGAUGGUCGUGCCAGACGCCACGGCCGGGCCCGGUCGCGAGGCACGACUCGCCUGUUCCCCGCCCGCAGUCGUGGCACUCGCGAGCGGUGCCGUCGUCGACGCGCUGCGCGGACGACUACCAGCUUCAGGAGAGCUGCGGGCCGAGCGUCGGGGACCCGAACGGCUCGGCGCCAGCGUACGCCGCUCAUCACACGACGACGGUCGUCGCGAGCCCCGGCUGGCUGUCCGCGCUGCUCUGCGGCUCGCUGAUACUGAACAUGAUAGUGCUGUGCACUACGCUGUUACGUUAACGUCGCGACGAUCGGAAUCGCGCGCGCGCCGGAUUGUUGUGUGUUCACGCGGAAUUUUUUAUCAAUCGUUUUAUCAAAAGCGUUAAUUGAACCUCGUCUCGGCGAGUCUGGUCGGCCCGACCAGGUGGGCCCUCCGUUCGGUCGUUUCUUCCUUUUCCUUUUCGCGAUGCGAUCUACUGCCGAAUUAGAUUCUAAGGAAUUUAAUCUUCGAACUUGCGAUUACUUGGGGAUAAGUAGUGGGUGGCACAAUUACUGCCAAUUAGAGGACGAGCGCCAAUGCUCCGUUCUACUGCCGGAAAAAUAGCAAGUACGACGUAUUUACGUAUUACGCUGCCAAUCUACUUGUUCGUUGAACAUAUCUGUCAUUUCUUUGCCUCUUUUGUUUUUCUCUUACUGGAUACGUCCUCUCUCUUAUAGAGACACACUGCUAUACAUUGUCUUCCGGUCUUCCGUCUCGAAAUGUUUUUACAACUAAUCUCGCCUUCCGUAUUCACGUCAACAUUUGCCUCGUUUUCCUUAUCACCCUUGCUCUCCGCAAGUACACGCCCGUUUGCUAUUUUCGUCGAGAGAGUGGCCUCUCGGAUCUUAAUUGCUCGGUCGUAGGGCUGGACUUUACGGGGCAAUCCUCGCUCAAUACCCAUUUUGCGUUCCGAGUGCGAUAGAAUUUUGCGGAUCUCGAUUCGCAGAGUCGAGAUGCGCGGCAACGAAGACUUCUCGCGUCUCGUUCUCUUCCGGGAAUGACCUUGCCCGAAGGGCAAUCGCCGUCAAGUAUCUCGUAAUUCGUUUGUAUCAAGCGCACACCGAACAAGAGCACUUUACGUGACGCUUCUCCCCUGCGUACAGAAUUAUCCCGGGGAGAACGGGACGCGCGAAUGCCUUUUCACGUUCUGUAAUUAAUAUAGAAACGUCAAGCCUCAGUGAGAGAUACAUAUGUAGCUUUAGCUAUAAGUAUACUUGUUUACGCGUUGCGCGCCGAAUAUCUCUUGUUUUCUACCUGUAAUAUUAUUUAUCGAAACAAAAGGACCGAUUGUACAUACUGCCGGGAAUUUUGUAAAAAAAAAAAAGAGGGAAAAGGUGUACGUAUGCAGGUCUUUUCUUAGCCUAUGGAUGAGGAAACUUGUUGUAAUAAUCUUGUUGCUUAUUGUAUUCCGAUUAUGAUAUGUUUUGAUAUCUACUGAUAUUGUACAAUUCUAUCGAUGAGAAUAAAACGUCAACUUUUACAAUACUAUCCAUGGAGUGGUAUCGCCUUUAAUCCCGCCGAGAAGAUAAAUCCGUUUAACAAGAGCAGGAGAGAAGACAAGAAUUUCAUAUAAAUUAACCCCAAGAACAUUAAGACGUUCCGCGUGAUCUUAUAAGGACUUGAGAAAGUAUAUGCAAAUAAAAUUAGCGAACUAGCAAAGGUUUAAAACCCCGUCAGCUCGAGGGCCGAUAUCGUCGCGAGUAGAGCGACAUCAACGCAGGAUUUUACGCACGCACAAUAAGACGUGUACACGUAUGAUAUAUUUUGUUUUUAUUAUAUUACCUUAUAAAUAUAUUUCUUUCGAAGAUUAUUUCGCCGGGACAAUAUGCGGUGCGACAAUAAAUAAAUAAGUGAAUACAGUCGUGUGAUUUUCCUUGUUCUUUUCUUUCUCAAUGUAAGCACUGUCGUUCUCGAUAAUUGAAUAAUAAUAAUAAUAAUAAUAAUAAUAACGAUAUCAUCUUAAAAUUACAAUUUAAUCCGAGGGGAAUAUUGUAUUACAAUUCAUAUAGUACCUUGUAGCUACAGCCUCUCUUCUACACCCUGCAUACAAAUUUACUACCGCCUAGUGUCUAGGGAAAAAAUGUUUAGAAUUGCAGCUAUGCGUUGCUUUUUUUCACGUUUUCUUUUUAUUUCCUUUAUUUUUCUCCGCUACUUUGCUGUUUCAGAUGAGGUAGAUCUGAACGCGAUCGCCGAUGCGGAAAGCGUACUCGCGGCGAGUACUCUCGCGAUGAUAGGGAAAAAAAACAAAAAACAAGAAGAAAAGAUCGUUACAAAAAAUCGUUUGCGCAAACCGUCGGAACUUGAACGUCCCGCUGAGAUUCUCUGAGAUCGUCCUCUCGACAACGAAGCGGGAAGUCCUCUCUCUUUUUUUUUUAUCUCUCCCUUUAGCCGGAGAGCUGGUGAACAUUUUGUUAAGGUUGUUUUGUACAAGCUGAAAUUUUGUAAAAAGUUAUUUUUUCCCUACCUGAAUAAGGAAUCAAUCACCUGCCUGGCCAGCGUUGGUUAGAAGUGCACCCAUAAUUUUUUCAAAGUAUAAAAAAAAUGUUGAAACCAACGUGAAGUAUACAAGUUGAAAUUUGAAUAUAUAAAAAUUUUAUACUUUUUUGAGUAAGAAAAAAAAGGGCAGGCGUCCUGGUUGGUUCGAACCUAGUGGCAGGCGAUCGUGAAGUUGUAUUAGUGGUGGUGCUUAACUUUUAUUUCAUAAAGGUAUUUUAUAGCAGCAGAAACAUGUUGCAAUUUUUACAACGUGUUUCUAAUGCUAUAAGAGUAUUGUAUGUUGAAAGCUAGGCUGAUUUGACAAAUAAAACAGUAUGAAAAGUAGUAAGUAGUGUUUUCCGUGAGUGCAACGGGGAGAAGAUUAUGCGGACGCGCGCGCGAGAGAAAGAAUAACUUUUUACAAAAUUUCAGCUUGUAUAAAACAACCUUAACAAAAUGUUCACCAGCUCUUGGACUAUUGCCUCCUGUCGAGAAAGCGCGACGAGGAGACGGAAAGAAGACGCCCCCCGCUCGUCGUCGAGACGAAGAGACCGCGUGGUUUUGUAGAUCGACCUCCUCUUUAACAGUGACUGACUGGAUGGCUGCGUGCACAUAAAUCGUUAUAAUCUCGCCUACUUGACUGCGACAAGUGUUAAGUGUAAUUAUUUAUUAUUCGUUUGCCUUUUCACAGACACGCCGGAGACAAUUACGAAAAUAAUAUACCGACAGCUCUGUCCUCCCCGCGUUCGUCGGCGAACAUUACUCGAUACAUUACACAUACAUUGUUACAAUAAUAAGGAUCGAUCGUUGCUGUUGCGCUUAAGGGAGAUUGUUGUCGCCUAUCACAAAGAUCGCCGGUAAUUUCUUACAUGAUUUCUUGUGUAACUUGUCAACUCCUUUAUAAAGGAAGGAGGGGGGGGGGGAUCUGAAGUCGACGGUCGCGGCACUACAGUUGCCCGUCGAAGCCGAUGAUCUCGAUCAAUUUAAUGAAUCGGCGGGAGGGGUAAACGCGGAGCGUUACAGGCGCAUUACAGUUUUCAGCGCAACACGAUUGGGGCGGGGGAGAAAUACAUUCAUCGGGCGCCUAAGGUGGACGCGCGU